This is a messenger RNA of Bubalus bubalis (water buffalo), 3574 nucleotides long. It is a transcript of the gene MTG2, whose product is annotated as mitochondrial ribosome associated GTPase 2. Bases 1430 to 2794 code for a protein of 454 amino acids. The transcript is spliced from 7 exons. Gene Ontology annotation, cellular component: mitochondrion. The record is from RefSeq and is a predicted model, not a curated record. NCBI's taxonomy places the organism in Eukaryota, Metazoa, Chordata, Mammalia, Artiodactyla, Bovidae. Gene Ontology annotation, molecular function: magnesium ion binding; GTPase activity; GTP binding.
CUCCCCCUCCCGCACAUGCGCGCUGAGGAACCCUGCGCAGGCGGGGCCGGUCCCGGAAGUGAUCCCUGGGGGCGGCACCGGAAGUGACGUGCCCCCGGGGUGGUGAGUGUGGGUAGUGUCCGGGCACCCGUGGGAGAGGGUAAGGGGACAGGCGUGGGACCGAGCGCGCCCUCGAGUCCCUGGCCCGGGCUUCCUGCUUCCCUUUAGCCGCGUGGGCGAGCUCCGGCAGGCCGGAGACGCCCUCUGGCUGAGGUCCUCGCGGUGUUCUAUACUUGCGGUGGCGCGGUCGCACAGAACAGUGUGAGCGUGAACACGCGUGUAAACAGUUCUGCAGAAGCAGCGUCCUGCUCUGAGGGCAGCUCGGGGCAGGCUGGACCUCUCAGACUCGUCCUGCUCGCAGGCCUGUCCGGAGGGGCUUCCUUCUGUCGAGGACCCUUCUCGAGACACGAGCAGAAAGGAGAACACGAUUUUAAAUGAUAGUUCUCAGGCAGAUUUUAGCAGCGGAAACGUGUCCAGAGUUAAGGAACACGACACUGAUUCUUUAAAAAUGACCUUUGCCUUGGUGCCCUGGACGGUGGUCAUGUGUGUGUCCCGCAUUUAAAGAACACUGCUGUGAAUCACUGGUGCAGUGAGGAUACUACGUGAAGUAGGCAAGUGACAGCCUCUCUUGAGUCUCAGCCUCCACUGCUUUAAAAUGGGCGUGCAAAAUGUAGGGGUCCGAAAUCCUGGCACCGUCUCUUGAGACAAUUUAAGGAGGAUGUAAAGGCCCCCAUUUGAAGGGGAGCAUUCAGGGAAACAGCAGAGUUGGUGUUUUUAUCUGGAGCUGGUGACAGUGGCAUUGCUUCUGCUCCUGGACACUCGCAGGGUAAGGAGAAGGACCAGGACAGAGGAGUGUAGACAUGGCCUCCUUGGCUGGUGGUGCAGCCUUCAGUUGGUAUCCAGCUCUUCUGCUACUCCAUCCAGUCUCUGCCCAACAGCAAGGCAACUGAGGGUGGUCCUGCAGGGUAUUCUCUUGAAACAGAGCAGGGUGGGAAAGGAGUCUCGAAAAGCAAAUGGGAAAAAUCCAGUAUGAGGUGUUACCCCUCAUAGGGUUGUAAGAAACAAAUGGGUUUGUUUUGGGGGUUUUUUUUGGCCUCAAGACUUAUGGGCUCUCAGUUCCCUGGCCACAGAGUGAACCUAGGCUUCUGGCAGUGAGAGCCCAGAAUUCUAACCACCAGGGAACUCCUUCCAAGUGGCAUAUGGGCUAAGAGGGCCUGACUCAGGUGGAAAGUGGUGAGUGAGAUGAGAACUUCUUUCGUGGGCUCAUUUAUUUCAGAAACCUACAUCAGGAUUUUUCUGGCCCAGGCACCCACACUUCUUUAGUUUUGAUUUCAUGUUCAGGUUUAAACCAGAUGUCUUAUUUUACCAGUUUGCCUUUUGUUAAGGAGUCAUGAUACCUUCAAGGCUUUUCUCAGCGAGACCCCAAGCGGUGUUGGAAGGUGUGGGGUUCUGGAUGCUAGCAGCCCGCGUGGUCCCUGGGCCCAGCUGCCGCCUUCUGCUGCGCACUUCUCCCAGGCUGCUGUCAGUCAGCUGUGCGGACUGCACCAAGCACCAGGAACCCCCCAGGAAGCAGCCACUCUCGGAGAAAAAACUGAAACGGCAUUUUGUGGAUCAUCGCCGAGUGCUCGUCCGAGGGGGACACGGAGGCAAUGGGGUGAGCUGCUUUCACAGUGAACCCCGGAAGGAGUUUGGAGGCCCUGAUGGUGGUGAUGGAGGCAACGGGGGCCAUGUCAUUCUGAGAGUUGACCAGCAGGUCAAGUCUCUGUCCUCUGUCCUGUCGCGGUACCAGGGGUUUGACGGCGAGGACGGCGGCAGGAAGAACUGCUUUGGGCGGAAUGGCGCUGUCCUCUACAUUCGGGUCCCCGUGGGCACUUUGGUGAAGGAGGGAAAUGAAGUCCUGGCUGACCUCUCGCACCCAGGAGAUGAGUUCAUUGCAGCAGUGGGCGGGACAGGGGGAAAGGGUAACCGCUUCUUCCUGGCUAACGACAACCGUGCGCCCACGACUUGCACCCCCGGACAGCCAGGCCAGGAGCGCAUCCUCUUUCUGGAGCUCAAGACGGUGGCGCACGCUGGACUGGUUGGAUUCCCCAAUGCAGGGAAGUCCUCGCUUCUCCGGGCCAUUUCAAAUGCAAGGCCUGCUGUGGCCUCCUACCCAUUCACGACCCUGAACCCCCACGUGGGGAUUGUUCACUACGAGGACCACCAGCAGAUAGCAGUGGCUGACAUCCCCGGCAUCAUCCGGGGUGCCCACCAAAACCGGGGCCUGGGCCUGGCCUUCCUCAGGCACAUCGAGCGCUGCCCCUUCCUCCUGUUCCUGGUGGACCUCUCAGUGCCAGAGCCCUGGACACAGCUGGACGACCUGAAGUAUGAGCUGGAGCAAUACGAUGAAGGCCUGUCCAAGAGACCCUACACCGUCGUGGCAAACAAGAUCGACCUCCCGCAGGCCAGGGCCCGGCUGCCCCAGCUGCAGGCCCGCCUGGGCCAGGAGGCCAUCGCGCCAGCCGCUGCGGUGGUAGCAGAGGAGGCAGCACCUGGCAGGCCAGCUGCGACUGGAGAUGAGGAAGGAGCCCCAGGGAAUUGGGAGGCCUUGGUGCAGGGGCCUUCCUGCCAACCCGGGACUCCCAGCCAACACAGCCCCUGCCCUGGGACAGGACCCCUUGGGCAGCGGACGCUCCUGCCCCCGCCAGUCUGUCCCCAGUGCUUGCACGCCUGCCUGCGUGUGAGUGACGUGCUGCAGUGGGCUCAUCUGUGUUAAUCGGCCCCUAAUUAUUAAUAGUAGGGACUACAUGCUGGCUGACGUCACCAAUGGGCACGUGGACAGGAGCCCGCAUCAGCAGCGCUGACUCGCAGGUGGUGGCAGCUGAGGCAGAGGUGGGCCUCUGAUGCCACAGCUGUUGACACCUUUCACAGGGAUGCUCCGUCUGCUGCAUGAGGCAGGGGGCGAGGAAGCUUUGAAGCAGGUGCCCAGCUGUGAAGAAACGGAAUCAGUGAGGGUGACGUCCGCCCUGUCAUCCCAGACAGUGGUGUGCUCUGUGGAAGCUGAGCUUCACGACUGAAUGCUCUCAAUAUCCGACCUGGGCCUCACGGUGGGUUAUUAACUGCGGGCUGCGGGCAGGGUGUCGGCAGCCUGAGCCCCAGGGUGGUCAGGGACAGAUCUGUGUUUCUAGGUGUCACUGGGAGUUGUACCCACACCUCAGGGUCCUCCAACUACAGAUACCCUAAUGAAGACAAGCCCAUGUAUCAAGCAAAGUGGUCUUAAACUUCUGUUUCCCCCAGCUAAAGGGGGGAAACAGUCUGAUGCCCCUGACGUGUCCCUGAGGGGUGAAGGAGGGCAGGGGAACAGGCUCUCUGGGAGUUGGCCUCAGGGUCUCAAGGCAUCUGAGCCUCUGGAUCACUCAGACCCGCGUUGUUUCUGCAUGAUGGGGGCUGGGCAGACCUCAAACAAUAAGCCAGCGCCUCAGCUUUCAGGAGCAAUUCCGUUUUGAUCUAACAUCAAAUCUGCAACAAGAACAAGAGUUCUUUACCCGAAGCUUUA